AUGCGACGCCCUCCUGCAUGCACCAAAAAAAAGGAUGCUGAUCCGUGCAUCGACAUCCCACCACCUUCUGAUAUCCCCUCGAUACCUCAACGAGAGCAUUCCAAACACUCGAUCAUGUCAGGUCCAUCGUCACAGGGCUAUACAGCUGACAACGGCUUGAGGCGCAUCAAUACGGGGCUUUCGGAAGCCAGCGCCGGAGGUCCUCGCAGUAGCGGUGCUGGGAGCGGUCGCUUGUCGCUGCACAUCCCCAACGCCUAUCCUCGAGCCCUCUCGCCACGAUCAGCAAACAGCUCCAAGCAAGGCACGCCGUCCUCAUCUCGGGCUGCUUCGCCUUCUAGACAACCAGUAUCUGCAUUCGAUGCGGUCAAGGGGCCAGCCCAAGGGGAGGCGGACGAGCGUUCAAGUCGCUCGGCUAGACCGCCACGCGUGAGGGUGUUUCGACGCGACAGCUCGCUCAUCACUGUUCACCAGGUCGAUGAUGGCGCUAGCGACGGUGCUGAGCCAUCAACGAUCGCUGCGCCGCGUACAAGAGCGUUCCUCCGACCGGUCAUAGCAGUUCGCGACUUUUUCGCUACCAAGCAGACCUCGUCCAGUUCAGCGAGGGACUUCCUCGCGCGCGAGCGCAAUUUCUUCAGCUGGCUCCGUCUCUCCUGCCUGCUGGCCAUUCUAUCCGCCUCGUUGAUCCUGCAGCUUCAACUACCCGACUCUGUCCGCUCUUCGUCACAUCCUCGACGCAGACACAGCCACACCCCAGUGGAUUGGGACAACUUGCCGCUGGCAUCAAAAGCCUUCGCGGGAAUCUUCUUCGUGCUCUCCUUGCUCGCUUUAGCAACGGGACUCGCAGACUACCUCUCUGCAGAGCGCCAGCUCGAAAAGGAACAGGUCGAUUUCGACGAAACCGAAGGCGUCUUUCUCAACGACGCACACACUUCGCAGUUUGUACACGUCGUCAUGCUCACCGUAGGCGCUGGCAUCGUCGCUUCCGCUCUAUGGCUCAUAGCCUCGUAA
Moesziomyces antarcticus is the source of this 1008-nucleotide messenger RNA. RefSeq lists its product as uncharacterized. The transcript has a single exon. Bases 1 to 1008 code for a protein of 335 amino acids. Lineage: Eukaryota; Fungi; Basidiomycota; Ustilaginomycetes; Ustilaginales; Ustilaginaceae. The record is from RefSeq and is a predicted model, not a curated record.